CCCUCACACGGGGCAUGCGGGAAGGAGCGGAACCCUGUCCCUGACGGCGGACGCGGGCUGAGGGGGCCCGUCCAUCCCGGGGAAGAGCCGGCUCUGGAGGUCCGGGCAGGGAGGCCGGUGUCUCCCUAGCGGGGACCCUCACCCCGCUUCCCUCCUCUCGGUACGGCUGAGCCAGGCGACGGCCGCUCCGGGCCGGGGCUGGCGGGAGGCGGCGGCGCCCCUCAGCCCGCGGCGCUCCCGGGGGGGCGGGACGGGGAGCGCCGUCCGGGGCCGCGCCGAGGGGGGGAGGAGGCGCUCCCGCGCUCGCUCCCGUCCGCCGCCGCCGCCCGCCGCCGAGCGAAGGGCCCCGCCAGCCCCUCAGUUUCACAUCCUUGAACGUCCCUGUCUUUCUUGAAGAUGAAGAAAAUGAUCGCAUGCUUCUUUCUGCUAUUUGGACAUACUCUGCUUUCCACUGUCUCUGUCAUGGCAAAAGAUCUCCCUGGAGGACACUUCACCCGAAGAAGGGAUGUUAACUCACAAUCUCUACUAGAAAAUACUUGCAACAACAAACAUCUGGACCUUGUCUUCAUCAUUGACAGCUCUCGCAGCGUACGUCCUUACGACUUUGAAAAAGUUAAGGAGUUCAUUUUAACCAUCUUGCAGUUUCUGGACAUCAGUCCUGAUGCCACCCGCGUAGGUCUGAUUCAGUACGGCAGCACUGUCAAACAUGAGUUUUCACUGAAGACAUUCAGGAGGAAGCAGGAUAUUGAAAGAGCAGUGAAAAGGAUGAUGCAUCUGGCAACUGGCACCAUGACUGGACUGGCUCUUCAGUAUGCAGUGAACAUUGCAUUUUCAGAGUCUGAAGGAGCUCGACCUCUGAAGCAGAAUGUGCCCCGAAUUAUUAUGAUAGUAACGGAUGGGAGACCUCAGGAUCCAGUGGCAGAGAUUGCUGCUAAAGCACGUAACUCAGGAAUCCUGAUUUUUGCCAUUGGAGUGGGAAGAGUAGAUAUGAACACGCUGAAGUCCAUUGGGAGUGAACCACAUGAAGAGCAUGUGUUUCUGGUUGCUAAUUUCAGUCAGAUUGAAACACUGACCUCUGCCUUCCAGACUAAACUUUGUGUGCACCAUAUGUGCAGUAUAGUUGAGCAUCGCUGUGAUCACUUCUGCAUAAACACCCCUGGCUCCUAUGUAUGCAGAUGUAAACAAGGAUACAUUCUGAAUGCUGACCAGAAGACUUGCAGCACUCAGGACCUUUGUGCUGUGGAGAAACACGCCUGUGAGCAGAUUUGUGUGAACAUACCUGGGUCUUACGUCUGUCAGUGUUACGAAGGGUAUGAGCUUGAUGCAAAUGGAAAGAAUUGUGUUGUUGUAGACUACUGUGCUUUGGAUAACCAAGGUUGCCAACAUGAAUGUGUUAACACUGAGGACUCCUAUUACUGUAGAUGCCACCCAGGGUUCAUUUUAAAUCCAGACAAAAGAACUUGCAGAAGACCAGACUAUUGUGCUCUUCAGGACCAUGGCUGUGAACAGGAGUGUGUUAAUACAGAUGAUUCUUAUUUCUGUCAAUGCCAAGAAGGGUUUAGACUUAACCCAGAUAAGAAAACAUGCAAAAGAGUGGACCACUGUGCUGAAAGCAAUCAUGGCUGUGAGCAACUGUGCCUAAAUACUGAUGGCUCCUAUGUCUGUCAGUGCUCUGAAGGAUUUGUCAUCAAUGACGACCUAAAAACCUGCACACGAAUUGACUAUUGUGCUCUGAGUGAUCAUGGCUGUGAACAUUUGUGUGUAAGUGGUGACAGAUCUUACACUUGUCAGUGUUUUGAAGGAUACAGGCUUCGUAAUGAUGGGAAAACGUGUAAACGUAAAAAUGUCUGCAAAUCAGUCAACCAUGGCUGUGAACAUAUUUGUGUUAGUGCUGACAAUUCCUACACCUGCAAGUGUCGUGAGGGUUUCAUACUGCGAGAAGAUGGCAAGACGUGCAGAAGACUGGAUGUCUGCAAAUCAGUCAGCCAUGGCUGUGAGCAUAUUUGUGUUAAUGAAGAUGACUCGUACGUUUGCAAGUGUCAUGAGGGUUUCCUGCUGAGAGAAGAUGGAAAAACAUGCAGAAAUAAAGACAUUUGCAGUUCAGUUGACCAUGGCUGUGAACAUGUUUGUGUUAAUGCUGAUGAGUCCUACAUCUGCCAGUGUUACGAGGGAUAUGCACUUAGGGAAGAUGGAAAAACAUGUAGAAAUAAAGACGUUUGCAAUUCUAUUGACCAUGGCUGUCAGCAUGUUUGUGUGAAUACUGAUAGUUCAUACAUUUGCCAGUGUUAUGAGGGUUUUGAAUUGAGGCAAGAUAAGAAAACAUGUAAAAAUAAGGACAUCUGCAAAUCAGUCAGUCAUGGCUGUGAACAUCUUUGUGUUAAUAAUAACGAUUCAUACACUUGCCAAUGCCAUGAUGGAUUUGUACUAAGGCAAGAUGGGAAAACAUGCCGAACCAAGGACAUUUGCAAAUCAGUCAACCAUGGCUGUGAACAUGCUUGUGUUAAUGCUGGUGAUUCAUUUGUUUGUAAGUGUCAGGAGGGAUUCCUGCUAAGAGAAGAUGGAAAAACAUGCAAAAAUAAAGAUCUUUGCAAAUCAGUCAAUCAUGGCUGUGAACAUGUUUGUGUUAAUACUGAUGAUUCGUAUAUCUGCCAAUGCCAUGAUGGGUUCCUACUGAGAGAAGAUGGGAAAACCUGCAGAAAUAAAGAUGUUUGCAACUCAGUCAACCAUGGCUGUGAACAAGUUUGUGUGAAUACUGGGGAUUCCUACAUCUGCAAGUGUCAUGAAAAAUUCAUACUGAAGGAAGAUGGAAAGACAUGUAGAUAUAAAGAUGUUUGCAACUCAGUUGAACAUGGCUGUGAACAUAUUUGUGUUAAUACUGAUGAUUCCUAUAUCUGCAAGUGUCAUGAGGACUUCAUACUGAGGGAAGACAGGAAAACUUGUAGGAGUAAAAAUAUCUGCAAAACAGUCAACCAUGGUUGUGAACAUGUCUGUGUUCCAACUGGCGAUUCAUACACGUGUCAGUGUCACAAGGGAUUUGUAUUGAGGCGAGACAAGAAAACAUGCAGGAAUAAAGACCUGUGUAAAUCCAUUGACCAUGGCUGUGAACAUGUGUGCGUUAAUAAUAACACUUCAUACAGCUGUCAGUGCCAUGAGGGUUUUGUCCUGCGACAAGAUGGGAAAACAUGUCGAAAUAAAGAUGUCUGCAAAUCAGUUGCCCACGGUUGUGAACAUAUUUGUGUUAAUAAUGACGAUUCAUACAUCUGCAAAUGCCGGGAGGGAUAUGUACUAAAAGAGGAUCAGAAAACAUGCAGAACAUGCACUGAAGGCCCAGUUGACCUGGUGUUUGUGAUUGAUGGAUCAAAAAGUCUUGGAGAGGAUAAUUUUGAAAUUGUAAAACAAUUUGUCUCGGGAGUCUUGGAUUCACUUGAGAUUUCACCCAAAGCUGCUCGAGUUGGUUUGCUUCAGUAUUCCACUGAAGUUCGCACGGAGUUUACAUUAAAGCAGUUCAGCUCAGCCAGAGACAUGAAGAAAGCUGUAUCACAAAUGAAAUACAUGGGGCGAGGUUCCAUGACAGGACUGGCUCUGAAGCAAAUGUUUGAGAGAAGCUUCACAGAAGCAGAAGGAGCAAGACCAUUUUCAGCAAAUGUCCCUCGAAUCUCCAUUGUGUUUACAGAUGGACGAGCCCAAGAUGAAGUCUCCGAGUGGGCUGCUAGAGCAAAGCGAAGUGGUAUAAUUAUCUAUGCCAUCGGAAUAGGAAAAGCAAUUGAGGAAGAACUGCUGGAAAUUGCUUCUGAGCCAUCAUAUAAACAUCUCUUUUAUGCUGAGGACUUCACUGCUAUGGAGGACAUAAGUGAAGAGCUAAGAGUCCAAAUUUGUGAAGCCUUGAAAGAGUCAGCUCACCAGCAGGAUCCGUCAACUGGGAGGCUUCGUAAGACUGGUCCACAGCCUUCAGGACCUGAAUCAACCACAAUAGCCAUCACAGAUGUCAUUGCCUGUCCCAAUCUUGCAAUACACCACAAGUAUCUUUUUGAAGACAGUCACACUCACUCAACAAGCACAACAGGAAAAGCUUCAAAAGAUAAAGACCAGUGCAAAUGUGAAAACCUUGUGACGUUCCAGAACUAUGCAACCAAUGAAGUAAGAAGACUUACCCAGCGAUAUAUCCUUUCAGAAUAAUUUUCUUACAUGUAAGGCAGGAGGGUAGGUUCAAAGAAAUUAUAAUUACACUGCAUCAAGUCUAAGGUGUCUCCAUAGCUCAAAUCAAUCUACUGUAAUAAAAAUCUGAACUACUUAAUAGAUAAUCUCCAAGAAGCAAGGCUUUUAAGACCUUGAAGAAGACCUAGAAGAGACCAAAAUAUUAAUAAGGAUCUUCUAAUAAUCCCUAAGAUUAUGCCCUUCAGGGGCAGCAAAGAAAUGACUGGUCAAAUUCAAGAAUAACACCUCUUUGCUUUGGGUUAUUUCUUCAGAUGGUAUCAACAUAGCACCUACUGGCUACAGGAGUCAGAAUACAGGAGAUGUUUCCCUUCUGAAGUGCUUGGAGAAACACCAGAUGCAGGCAGUCAUUUAAAACACUACUGCAAAUGAAGAGGAAUUCAGAGGACUCAGGUCUGAUGAAUUUUGCAUUAAAAAAUACGCAGAUAAAAAUGAGUUAAGUGCAGAUCUGUAGCUUUGCCCCCACCCCCCCCAAGUUAGCCUGUCUUUUCAAGGGAGCUGUUAGCACAGUAGCCUUUACACUAUCUGUAACAUCCACCAGAUGUCUCAGGAGACAGCAGCAGCAACAAAUUGGCAAUACAACUUUCUGCAAUAUUUUGCAUCACAGAGUUAUUUAUGCAGCAAAUUCCUGUGUUUUCUUCAUGAAAGCUACUUCUGCCUAAUCAAAUAAACAGUAAGAAGACAUCACAUCUAUUUAAGUUUUCUGUGUGCAAGAUCAGUAAGCACUUACUUUCUGCACAGAAGAGUGCAGUGAUACCAACAGCUCAUAGCUGUGCGCUUCCUAGACAAGAACAGCUUCAGACUGAGGAACCUACGGAGGCUACAGUCUGUCCAGAGUCAGGCUCACAGAGCCCCCAGCGGUCGUGCCAUCAGGCAACACCGCCAAUGGCUCCAUUAACCUGAUGUAAAACAUUGCGUACCGGUUCAGACCUUACCUCCAGCUCUUUUGUGUAACUGCAGCAGCCAGUGUCACUGUACCUCCCACCUUCCCAAGUGACUCCUUCAGCAGGGAGCUCAAGGAAUCAUGUUCUGAUCACUCGAUUAAUUUUGAAUUAUUCUACACAAAGGAGAAUUACUUCAUAAAUGGGGAGAAAACCAUUGCAUAAGGUUACUGCUAGGUGCUUCAAAUGCUCAUCGACAUUUAUACUUCUCUGCAGGGACUUCUCCAAGUCUGCAAGUGACCUCAGAGAAAAAUCUCUAGGUCAUUUCCCACAUCCUUAAGAGCGUUAUCCAGACACACACAGUUCCAACCUAGAUGCUGACAAGAAAGAAGGCCAAUUCUUCCCCCUUCAGCAGAAGCUUUACUGUUAUCUCCUGCAGCUAGGCUGUAAGCCUAGACUCUGAGCAUACUAGAACCAAAGAAAACAGAGCUUAGCAGCAUGUGCGUUUUUUGCUUUACAAUUUGAGCAGGCAAUCCUGUGAUUUGGAGAGUCUAUGAAGACUCAUGGUGACGGAAAAGCUGCUGACACUGAGCAAGACCUAUGUAUUUUGAUAGCAGUGCCAAAUACUUCACCAGAGCACUGUGCAACCAUUGCUAUGAACAGAGGAAGAACUAUGCAGUCUCCUCUCCAUUACAAGCCGCAUUUCUCUGCCUUAUCUGAAGAGCAGCUCAGAUACUGAGUGACAUAGCAGUUCUUGUUAAGUGCCAAAGACUGCUGGACAGUCCCCAUCCCAGGGAUCUGGGGGGAGAGGGAGAACUGGCUACAGAACUAGCUCCAGUUACAGAAUUUAGAGGGACCAAUCCAAACUGCUGAUGAUUUGUAUCCAGUUACAUUUAUUUUUUUUCUGUCCAUAGAUGAAUGCAGUUUCUACUGCUUGAACUUUGUCACUGUAAACACCUGAGAAACACUGACAUUGCACAGAAACCAGCUCAAAUGAUGCUGGCAUGCAUAUGGUAAUCCCUUCUGUAUGACAGUUGAGGAAUUACAAAACAUAAGCCUGAUGUACAGGUCAGUCCCCACAAAAGCAGAUGCAGGACUCCUGCUCUUGCUCCAUACGAGCAAGAGGAUAGCUGUUCCUGCUCUGAGUAUAACAUGGAGUGGGGGGUGGGCAGCGCAUGGCUGUUCUGGCCAAAUUCACAGGCUGAAUUCAGUUUGCCCACCUACCCUAACCAAUUUCCAACAGGCCCUUGUCAAAAAUCCCACUUUCAUAUAGCCAGUUCUUCCUUUUACCUUGUGUAAGGCCUUAAGAUGUUGAAAUCAAGACACUAGACAUGCAAGCAGAGCGGUAGUCCUUUUAAGGUGGGCCACUGUGCCUUCACUUCUCUCUUGAUGCCAGGUCCCCUCUUCCUCUCUGGUUCCCCUAGCUCCAGCCCUACCACCGCUCUUGGAGAGGUGGUCAGAUAAAUGGUACCAAUCCAACCUCCUCCUGCAGCAGACACAGAACGCCUGGCAGCUGGAGGUGCUUAUCGGGAACAUGAUGCUGUACACUGCUUUGCAUAGCUACUUCUUACUGUCACUGGUGCCAGCCAGAGGUCCCUUGGAGCUUGCUGCACCCUAUUCCACAUCUGUCUGGAAACCACUAGCUUUGUUAAAAUAGUAUCCUAUGCUACACCACCACAGGACGGUCAUGAAGCUGCUAUGGUUUUACAAUCUAUUGUUAGCUUACACAUAGUUUUCCCUGUGAUUAAGUGAAACAUUUUUAAACAUCAUUAACUAGGAUAAACAUUUAGCUUCCCUUUGAAAUAAAGGAAAAUGGCCAGUUUUCAGAACUACCAGCCUUCUGAUUAAGCUGCAGCCUGAACUCCAUGUUGAGGUAUGCCUGUUAAUGAAGAGGGCUUCACACAGCUUUCUGAACUCAGCUGAUCAAAGCAGAGUAAGAAAAUACAAGGGAGUGUUGUAUCAGAAACUACUGAGAGUCAGAGGGUAACUAAGAGAAACGAGCUUAUGGACCAUAGCAAUCAGGCACCUGACACAGUUCUUCUAUGAAUACAUGCUAUCUAUCAGUAGCUCUCUUUCCUUAACUUUUACUACUAGAAGAAAUGACGAAGAGAAUGGAAGACUUGGAAAACAGACUAAAAUACUGAUCAAAAUUUGAAGUGUAUACUACACUGUAUAUUUAUACAUACAACUUGUCAGAGCUAUUUUCUUAAACCGGUUCAAAGUAAAAUAACAAACCCUUGUGUCUGAAGUUGAAAAGACUGUUUUGGAUCCCUGCAUCUAUAUCCUUUGUGUUCUGUCUUGCGUUGAUUGCCAAUAAGAAAUACUGAAAACAUUAUAUAAACAAUUUAGUAACUAGCAACUAAAUGACUGAAAUAAGCUACGCAAAAUAAUAAAAUGCUGUUAUUUUUUGA
Phalacrocorax carbo (great cormorant) is the source of this 7504-nucleotide messenger RNA. Lineage: Eukaryota; Metazoa; Chordata; Aves; Suliformes; Phalacrocoracidae. The record is from RefSeq and is a predicted model, not a curated record.